GUCACGCAUCGGCUACACACACACACACACACACACUGAGGAGCGGGGAUCUCUCUCUGUGCGCAGUGCGGAGCUGAAAACAUGAGCAACGUUGCAUUGAUCCUCAGGGGUUGUGCAUGAUGCAUUAGACACACACAGGUGUGAUUUGACGGAGAUCAUGCGUGCGAUGCGCUCGGGCGUCUCUUCGCGAGGAAAGUGUCUUCAUGAGUGUCCAAAGUAACAGCAACAGCAGUGGAAGUUUGGACGGAGCGCCAUCUUGCUCUCAGUUCUCGACUGGAUCUCCGACCCCGGGCUCAGUUUCUCCGCUCGAUAUCUGCGCUCCGCGGAGGCGAAAGGAAGGUAUGGAUGAGCUGCAUUCUCUGGAUCCGCGCCGGCAGGAGCUUUUGGAGGCACGUUUCAUCGGAGCAGUUAGUGGAAAUACAGGAGGAAGCACGGGGAGCGCGAGCGGAGGACCUAAAGGUUUGAACAAUAACGAAUGUUCCAGUCACAGUUUUGGCAGCCUGGGGUCAUCUAGUGACAAGGAGUCUGAGAACUCUGACAUAAAGAAAGGAGGAUCGCCUGCAUAUUCCACUCCAGAGAAGAAGCACUCCGAGUCAUCCAGAGGAAAAAAGAGGAAGGUUGACAACCAAUCAGAGAGCAGCCAAGGAAAGUCUUCCGGCCGAGGGCCCAAGAUCAGCGAUUAUUUUGAUUUCCAGGGAGGAAACGGAUCCAGUCCAGUCAGGGGGCUUCCUCCGGUCCUGCGCUCGCCACAGAACUCUCACUCUGCACCCGGCUCUAUCGUGAGACAGAACAGCUCCUCACCCACCAGCCUGUGUUUCAUGGAUCCCACGAUGAAUCCAAAACAGCUGAGCAGCAGAAGUGUCCAGACGGAUUUGACACGGUUGAAACUGGCUGCACUUGAGAGCAAUAAGAAUCUUGACCUUGAGAAGAAGGAGGGCAGAAUAGAUGAUCUACUCAGGGCGAACUGUGACCUCCGCAGACAGAUAGAUGAGCAGCAGAAGCUGCUGGAACGUUUCAAGGAGCGUCUGAACAAAUGCACUACGAUGAGUAAAAAGCUGCUCAUUGAGAAGAGCACUCAAGAGAAGCAGUCCUGCCGUGAGAAGAGCAUGCAGGACCGGCUGCGUCUGGGGCAUUUCACCACGGUCCGGCGCGGAGCGUCCUACACCGAACAGUGGACAGACGGAUAUGCCUUCCAGAACCUGGUCAAGCAGCAGGAGUGGAUAAACCAGCAGAGGGAAGAGAUCGAGAGGCAGCGGAAACUUCUAGCGAAGCGCAAACCUCCCAGCACACCCUCCUCCCAGAGUCCGACCCCCAAUGAGUCCAAACAGAGAAAGACCAAAGCCGUCAAUGGAGCCGACAACGACCCCUUCCUCAAACCCAGCCUGCCUACAUUGCUGACUGUGGCAGAGUAUCACGAGCAGGAAGAAAUCUUCAAACUGAGACUGGGUCAUCUCAAAAAGGAGGAGGCAGAGAUCCAGGCGGAGCUGGAGCGGUUGGAGCGUGUGAGAAAUCUGCACAUUCGAGAACUUAAAAGAAUCAACAAUGAGGACAGCUCUCAGUUUAAAGACCAUCCAACCCUGAAUGAAAGGUAUCUACUGUUACACUUGUUGGGAAGAGGAGGUUUCAGUGAAGUUUAUAAGGCAUUUGACCUGUUUGAGCAGCGAUAUGCUGCUGUGAAGAUCCACCAGCUCAACAAGAACUGGAGAGAGGAGAAGAAGGAGAACUACCACAAACAUGCCUGUAGAGAAUAUAGAAUCCACAAGCAACUGGACCAUCCCAGAAUAGUCAAACUUUACGACUACUUUUCCCUGGACACUGACACAUUCUGCACUGUUCUCGAGUUCUGCGAGGGGAAUGAUCUCGAUUUCUAUCUGAAGCAACACAAGCUGAUGUCUGAGAAAGAGGCUCGCUCCAUCGUCAUGCAGAUAGUCAACGCCCUCCGAUACCUCAAUGAGAUCAAACCGCCCAUCAUCCACUACGACCUGAAACCAGGAAAUAUCCUGUUGGUGGAUGGGACAGCAUGUGGGGAGAUAAAGAUCACAGACUUUGGCCUGUCUAAGAUCAUGGAUGACGACAGCUAUGGCGUGGACGGGAUGGACCUGACAUCACAGGGAGCAGGAACCUACUGGUAUCUGCCACCAGAGUGUUUUGUCGUUGGUAAAGAACCUCCAAAGAUCUCUAAUAAAGUAGACGUUUGGUCUGUGGGCGUUAUCUUCUUCCAGUGCUUGUAUGGACGAAAGCCGUUUGGCCACAAUCAAUCCCAGCAAGACAUCCUUCAAGAGAACACCAUCCUGAAAGCCACCGAGGUGCAGUUUCCUGCCAAACCUGUGGCGAGCAACGAGGCCAAGGCAUUUAUCCGCCGCUGUCUGGCUUACAGGAAGGAGGAUCGCUUUGACGUCCACCAGCUGGGCAGCGAUUCGUACCUUCUUCCUCACAUGAGACGAUCCAAUUCGUCAGGGAACUUGCAGGCCAUGCCCGCAAGCCCCGCCUCUUCAGGAAUCAUCUCCUACUGAUUAGCUGAUUGAUCUUGAUUGACGGUUCUGAUGGCGAGUUCCCUCCCUUCAUCACCUCGGGUUGGACAGGAAGGGGGAGGGGCUAUAUAUGUCAGCUGUAGGACACGCCCACAGCAGCCAGAGCGACUGGCAUUGAUAUUGGGGGCGGGAAUGGCUGAUGUCAUUUCCUGUGUGGAUCCAGAUGUCAGUCAGAGCUAGAACCAUUUGAAAAUGGAUAUGCGUUUUCUACACAAGGCAUUUUGUGGAGUAGAUUUGGGAGGGUCGCGCUAACGUUUUAGCUUCUUGUUGAUAUCCUCCCUGAGCUACGCCUCCCUAACGGGGUGUUUUGUUUUGUGUAAGUGUGAAAUUUAGAGACUAUUAAUUGUAGUGUGAUUGGAAAUAGAAGAAUGAGUGUUUAAAUGUGACACAACCGUGUCUGUAAGAGAAAUUGUGUGUGUGCGCGCCUGUAAAUGGAUGUUUAACGCCACAGCGUUAUAUGUUGGCUGUUUAAAACGUACGUGUGUUGGGCAGAUUGCAAGUGUGUUUGUUACAAAAAUGCUUCGUCUAUUUUACUUCAAAAUAACAUGUAUGUCAGUUUGUUUAAAUAGGCUUAAUAUUUGCAAAAUGUGUAUGGGGGAAUCUCACCAAAAAUGUCCAGGUCACAUUUCACCCCAAAAUCAAGGGAAAAAAUUUACUUAAUUUACGUGAAAAAUAUUUUUUUUCUUUUUUUUUCGUAAUACAGAUUUUAGCUGAUUGUCAAAAACAAUAUAAUAUGAAGUAUUUUGUUGUUUUAUAAAAAUUAUAUAUUUGAAUGUGUGUUUGUGAAUGAAUUUUACAUAGUACACACACACACACUUAUGUAUAAAUAUAUUUGUAUAUAUAUGUAGUAGAAAUUUGUUUCCUGUAAUAGUUUAACAGUCAUGAAAACUGUCUUCUGUCCACACACACACACACACACACACAUUCUGUGAGGGGAAUGGAAAAAGUGUGUGCGUGCGCGCGCUUUCUAAAGUACUUUUUAUUUACAUCAGCAUGAGUUAAAGGCAAUAUAACAAAUACUAUGUGCAUAUACAAUGUGUUCUUCAUAUUACAGUGAGCAGUUUUCACCCAAAUAAAAUGGGGUUCUUCAUUUCUUUAGAUUUUGGAGUGGAAAAUGACCUGGACAUGUUGUUGAGCAGUCAUGAGAUUCACCUGUUUGUCCUGCAUGUAGGAGGAUUACCUUAAAAUCAUCUCCGUAGAACAGACCUCCUAAAGCAGCUGACAAACGUCACACGCGAUUACAUUAAUGAAUCGAUCCAGCCUGUGCAGGGUUUCAUAUUUUCUCAGUUUGUUAGUGACUUUUGUUGUCUGAUGCGGCGUCUUCGCUUCGCUGCUCCCUGACGUUGCUUUUAGUUUCGCAAUUUACUCAAGAUUAUGAUUCAGACCAAAUAUGAAUUUUCUUUACCAGGAAACCGCAUGAAUAAAUCUCCAUCGUGGUUGUGAAUGAGGUGUGUGUGUGUGAUGUGAGUGAUGAUUGACAGAACAGACGGAAGGUGGGCCGGACCCUGCCCUUGGAUAUUAACCCCUUCAUGCCAAGACCCAGUGCUGUCAUGUUGCUUAUCACCCCUCGCUGAACCCGGAGCCUGAGUCAGGCCAGCAUCUCCGAACGACGCAAUCGAACGCUCGAAGCUUCCAGAGUCUGUUUUCAGGGGAUGAAUCUCAGCUUUUGUUGUUUCCUCUCUCUAAAUACUCUUAAAAACCCCAGAAGCAGUUUUCAGCUCAACAUAUGGUGAUCCGUCUCCAAGUGCUGCUGCGAUUGUAGAGAAUGUAGCCAAAAGAGAAAUAAAGAUUUUUGAAAAUA
Carassius auratus (goldfish) is the source of this 4332-nucleotide messenger RNA. It is a transcript of the gene tlk1b, whose product is annotated as tousled-like kinase 1b. Gene Ontology annotation, biological process: intracellular signal transduction; chromosome segregation; peptidyl-serine phosphorylation. The transcript has 22 exons. Gene Ontology annotation, molecular function: protein serine/threonine kinase activity; ATP binding. Lineage: Eukaryota; Metazoa; Chordata; Actinopteri; Cypriniformes; Cyprinidae. The record is from RefSeq and is a predicted model, not a curated record. The coding region runs from base 204 to 2513 and encodes 769 amino acids. Gene Ontology annotation, cellular component: nucleus.